CCCUAAGUAAGUAAUCGUCAUUUUCAUGUCGUGGUUAGAUAAAGAGCAAGCACUAAACAAACAAUUGCUAUUAUUAUUUUCAUGGUGGUAUUGGUUUUUGGGUUCGCUGCGGUUUGAUGGCCUCAUUUGGUGCUACCAUUAAAUGUUAUCUCUUUCUUUAAGUGGCGGUGUAGGCAGCGGUAACUACUGUAGAGCCCACAUGACUGGGCCAGGGUUUAUUGGUAACAUCUAUGAAUAUCUUAUUAGAAUUGAGAUUUACAUUCUUGGAUGCAUGUACAUGCACAUUGUGUAUAUAGAAGGUAUGCAGAGAGUAUUCGAGAAAAAGCAGGAGAAAAAUAGAUAAUUCCCAAUGCAAUGGAUAAACUUGGAGAGAAUGUGCGUUUUCAUUCUAUUUUGGAAUGUGGGUGUUCAUGCUAUUUGGGAUGGAUUGUGUGAUUAAAUUGGAAUAAUUGGGUUGGUUUACUAGAUGUAUGAAAAGAAGCCCGUUUUCAUAGUUUCAAAGAUAUAGGAAUUGUUUACUGUGCACUCUUGGAUUUCUUCGUGCUCCCUGAUCACUUGUGUGGUGGUUCCUGCAUUGAAUUUUGUUUCGGGCCUGUACUUGUGCCUAGAUUUGUGCAAAAACAUAGGUGGGUUCAAUUAUUUCUGUUUGGGAGAAGGUCUGUUAGAUCGGGGCUAGAAUUUUUGUGGGGGAUAAUUUCCAAGCAUAGCUAUUUGGAGCAAAAGUCCAGUAUAAUUUCUUUCAGAAAAAGUAAUUUGGGUUGUCCAAUUCGAUUCCCCUGGUUGAUUAGGUCCGCCUACAAAGGUGUGCUCUUUGAUUAAAGCCAAAGAGAAAAGAUAGAAAGCGUUAUCUUGUCCCUUAUUUGAACUAUAUUCUCUGUACUGCAUGGUAGUGAGCUAAAACUAGUUAUUGUGCGAGAAGGUUUAGGUGUAUAAAACUAGUGAGGGCUUCACCUGCAACCCCAAUCAAAUAGUUUGAAAUCAAAUGAUGAAGAGCCGAAGAAUACUUGUGGUGAAGGAGUAUGCCAGCUUUACUGCCUUGGCUUCCUCUAAUACUACAAACUCGAGUGGCAAGGCCUUCUUGUCUGAUAAACAUAACCAAUCUGAUUUUGGUUCCUCCUUUCCUCGUUAUAGUUUACUGGACAAGAGCAGCAAUGACUCUUUAACGCCAGAAAAUUCUUAUGGCGAUCCAUAUGACUUCAAUGCAAAUUUCAAUUCCUCCAUGGCCAUUGUCCUUAUUGUUCUCUUCGGUGUUUUCUUUUUUAUGGGCUUUUUUUCAGUCUAUGUUCGUCGUUGUGCCUCAGAUGAAGAGGACGCAAGGGGUAAUUCUAGGAGGGGAGGUAGCGGGAAUGGGUGGAGGAGAUCUUCUCAAGGACUUGAUAAAAGUAUAAUUGAGACCUUUCCUGUUUUCAGUUAUUCUUUGGUUAAGGGUUUGAAGCAAGGAAAGCAAGCACUGGAGUGUGCAGUUUGUUUGAGUGAAUUCGAGGAUGAUGAGACACUUAGAUUGCUGCCAAAAUGUAGUCAUGCAUUUCAUCCCGAUUGCAUCGAUAUGUGGUUGUUUUCCCAUACAACUUGUCCCCUGUGCCGAUGCAGUCUUCUUCCCGGACCCAAUGGUGUAAUACAAGGGCUCAGAUUUGAUGUGGAAGCUCAACUUCAGCAGCCAAGGGCACCGUUGCUGGAAACUGAUCAAGUGGUGGUUGUUAUUGGAGCAAGGAAUGCAGAGCAAGACAAUCAAGGCAGAGUAACAAAUGAAAUGAAUUCAUUUGAUGCAGGGGUAUGUAGAACAAGUCCAGACCAAGCCAGAGUUUACAAUGAGCACAGCACAUAUGCCACUGAUUCUCCCAUUCUUCGAAUAACGAAUAGUUUAAGGCCUCUAGAGAAGCGUAGCCAGAAUAUUAGACGUUCACAUUCAACAGGCCAUUCGUUGGUUAGCCUUGGAGGAGAUCCUGACCGCCCUUCUGAAUUCUACAUUUCGACUGAUGAUCGAUAUGUUGUGGAUUUCGCCGAAGAGCUUAUUCAAUCAUCCAAGAAUGGUUUGCACAGAAGUUGCAGCUAUGCAGCACUUUGUUGUACUGGGUCACCAGGCCUCUCAUAUUCGCAGGCAUCUGUGAAUGACAGAGAGAAGCUUUGGACAUAUCCUUCGUCAGUUGGGGAGGCACGCCCAUGUUCCAAUCCCCGUGCAAGCAGAGGUGCAGAAGCUGAAUCUGGUCAAGAAUUUACAAGGCUUUCCCAGACUCAUUUCGACCCAAGAAUUAGUUCUGACAGAUGGAAUAUUUCUCUCCAUUCCCCUAUCUUCUUGAGAACCUUUUCAGAGCGCAGAGCACCAGAUUUCCAGCAGCGAGAAAUAGCUUCCACUUCUUCAACAUCUCAUGACAGUAAUCCACAGGACCUCAAGGCUUUUAUGCAGUCUUUCAAAAAGGGUUUCAAGUGGCUGCGAGGAAGAGACAAGAACAUGGCUUCAUUUAAUGGUUCAGAAACUUCCAGGAGAUCCUCCAGGAAUGCAGAAGGAGGUGGGUUACUUGGAUACAGUUUUCUGAUGUGAGCUUAAAAACAUCAUUGGAAGGUCGGAAUUGUAUGCUUGAGUUUCUAAAUUUAUCAGAAUGAAGAGAAAUUUAAAUGCUAUAGAUGACAUAGGUGAAUUACACAACAAACAUGAAAGGAUUGAUGAUAGAAAAGCUUCCUCCGGCCUCGUCGCAUAUUAAAAAUUCAUUGAAAAGUAUUGACUCUGGAGGCAGACCCCAAGCUAGAAGCUCUGCACCUCUGGAGAAGAAGAUGCCAUUCAUGGAUACACAUCUGCAUGUUCCCAUCUGGACUUCGGAGUAUGCAACCAGAGUUGAAUGAUCUUCAGCCUUACAUCAAGUAGCUUCAGAAUUUUGUAUAUAGAAACUUCAACUGAAUAUUAAGUAGCUUCAGAAUUCUGUAUAUAGAAAACUCCAACAGAUUUUUAAGUAGCUUUAGAAUUCUGUAUAUAGAAACUUCAAUUGAAUUUUAAAAUUAAGCAUUCUUUUUCAGAA
Messenger RNA from Cryptomeria japonica (Japanese cedar), 3011 nucleotides. RefSeq lists its product as uncharacterized. NCBI's taxonomy places the organism in Eukaryota, Viridiplantae, Streptophyta, Pinopsida, Cupressales, Cupressaceae. The transcript has a single exon. Bases 983 to 2539 code for a protein of 518 amino acids. The record is from RefSeq and is a predicted model, not a curated record.